Molecule: messenger RNA, 3145 nt
Organism: Monopterus albus (swamp eel)
Lineage: Eukaryota; Metazoa; Chordata; Actinopteri; Synbranchiformes; Synbranchidae
Gene: spty2d1
Product: SPT2 chromatin protein domain containing 1
Exons: 7
Coding region: 338-2431 (697 amino acids)
Biological process (GO): nucleosome assembly; transcription by RNA polymerase I
Cellular component (GO): nucleolus
Molecular function (GO): histone binding; DNA binding
Source: RefSeq, a predicted model, not a curated record
ACGGAAGUACAUAACAGCGAAUUCUCUCAUUUCCUUACAAAACUGUCUGGUCCCUUUAAUUUUUCGUCUUUCUGGUUAUUAAUAUUUACCAGCAUCCGGCGUCCGUUACGGCUGAGUUUUUAGUCUUUUUCUUUCAGUAGGCUUUAAUAACACUAAUAUUUUGAUGGAUCUGUCUUUCGUUGAACGUACUAUAUCGUUACAAAGGCCAAAUUCGUCGGUCAGGCUUCUUGGUGGUCAGUAAAUCGUUAAACCAAACGCUAACAGUUAUCCUCGACACUCCUGGUCGCGUUUUUCCUGAGAAGCUUCAGCCAGCCAGCUUGCAUCACCUGCUGCCAAAAUGAUGGACUUUGAUAAUAUAUUAAACAUUGCUUCGCAAAACCAGGACCACAACAGCUCUGUACAGAAGAGAUACAGUUUACAAGCUGGACCACCCAAAAAGGUCCCGAAGUCAAAAGGCGUAAACCCUGCUGCUGUGCAGGCACUUCUGAAGAAGCAACAGAAAGAGACCAAAAUGAAAGAAAUGCAACAGAAGAAAGAGAAGGAGGCACUAAUCGCCAAGAGGGUUGAGUUGAAGUCAGACCGUAAAGCACGAGCCAUGGCUUCCAGAACUAAGGACAAUUUCAAAGGUUACAAUGGCGUCCCAGUGGUGGAGGGUCCUAAGAAGAGGAGAUCAAAACUAGAUAUGCAAGAACCUAAUUCAAUUGCUAUAGAAAAUUUUAAAAAUGACUCAAUUGAUACAGAGGAUGAUGAGGAUUAUUAUGAGUAUGAAGGUACAGAUUCAGAGCCAGAGCAGGAGCCAGAGCCACUGAGACCAAGGAAAACCACAUUUGUUAGUGGAAGUAGUAAUAGUAGUAGCAGCAAACCCUCCUCUAACAAACCCUGUGGGCCACCCAAGCCCCCUCCACCCACCAUGAACUUUGCAGAUAUACUUAAAUUGGCAGAGGAGAAGCAGUUUCAGCCAGUUGAGUUAAAACCAAAGGUAGUGAGAAAGGAAGAAAGGCUCUACACAGCUGAAGAGUUGAGGGAACUGGAGAUGGAGCGCAGGGCUAAGAGACAGGACAGAGACCGAGAUUCAAAGGCAGAGGGAGGAAGAGUUAGCAAUUCCCAGUCUAGCUCUAGUUCAAUGAGAAAACACUCUUUAGAGAAGGACCAGAAAAACUAUAAACCACAAAAAAACUCCCUAGAAAAGCCUAAUCAAUCCAGUGUGUCAGGAAAGAAGUUGCAUUCAACACUGAGUAGUGAUAGAGGCCACUCCACUUCCAAGUCUUGUGUUAAUGACAGAGAUGGAAAUAGACCCAAGACAUCCCACAUAGAUAGAGACAGAUCCAAGGCAAGCUUGUCUAAUUCUGGUGCCAUAAACAGUAAAAUUUCUUUGAAAGCCACAUCUUCUCAGGUUUCAGCCAAACAAGUGGGCCCCAAGUCUUCAUCUAGUCACAAAUCCAACACCUCAAGUGACCUCAGCUUCAAAAAACAAAGCUCAUCAUUUCUUCAAGGAAGAGCUUCAGGUAUUCCUGGGACCAGGCCUCCUGGUACAGCUGUAACAAGUCAGAAAUCUCACCAUGGGAGUUCUCAACAGACCAGGCCUAUUCAGGGUAGCUCCUUGAAGCAGGGACCUACUGUCAGGGGCCACAAAGCUGGAAAGGGAGAACCACUAAGACCUGGAAUUAAUCCAGCAGUAAAAUCAGGAGGUAAAUCAGUGAUAAGACCUUCGUCAGGUGGCCCUCCUAGGACUGGGAGCCAGCCUCAGGCAAGGCCUGGAGGCACGCUCCAGGCAAAGACUGGUCAUGUCCCACAGGCCAGGCCUGGUGGGAGUCAUCUACAGGGUCAACCUGGAGGUAGUGGAUCCCGACCUCCGGGGAUUGGACUUGGUCGGCCUCGUAGUGGAGGACCAGUACCUGGACAGUCUCCUGGCGGCAUUGGAUCAGGACCUGGAAGAUCCAAGUGCACUGUGGUGUCAGAGACCAUCUCAUCCAAGAAUGUUACUGGACCCAGACCAGGAGUCCCUUCUCGACCUGGGAUGCCACAGAGACCAGGGAUGCCACAGAGACCAGGGAUGCCACAGAGACCAGGGAUGCCACCAAGGCCUAUGAUGAACAGACCACCAGGUACAAUGUUACCACCUAUCACAUCUGCCUACAAGAGGAAAUAUGAGGAAGAGGAGUAUGACUCAGAAAUGGAUGAUUUUAUUGAUGAUGGAGGGGACGCGCAGGAGGAAAUUUCCAGGCACAUUAAGGAAAUCUUCGGUUAUGAUCGAAACAAAUACAAGGAUGAGAGUGACUAUGCACUUAAAUUCAUGGAGAGCAGCUGGAGAGAUCUGCAGAAAGAAGAGGCCAGGAGUCUGAGACUGGCUGUGCAAGAGGAUCUCGAGGAGCAGAGACGAGAGGAGGAGGAGCUGCAAAGACAAAAUGCCAAGAGGAAAAGAAAGAACUAAUGCAAUUUGAGAUUAAUUAAAAACCCGAAUUUCUUUUGAAACAUGGAACAAUGGGUCUGCCAUCUUAACACGUGAAACUCAGUGACUGGCCACCUUGACCUCUGUUGCUUUCUUUCUGCUUUUCUACCUAUGUUCAGACAAAAACUGAGUGGAGUGACACAUGACAUGGACUUGAGGAAAACCUCAGACAGUCAAAGGCUAAAUACGCACAAAUCAUUAAGAUGAAGUCGAAGGGAUAAAAUAUAAAGUUCUCACAUUUACCCUGUUAUAUAUUUAUUUCUCCCACUAAGUGCACAGUUUUUGCCAUCAACAGUCCAAAUUUAAAGAGAACUUUAAAUAUGGAGAAGUACUAUUCUUUUUCUUUUUUAAGUCUUACAAUAACAUACUAUGUUAAGUGUUAAUAUCAUACUAUUUUUGAUCAGAAGCUGUUGGAUAUGUUUCCAUGCAGACUUUGAUUGUAAAGUCAGUUGAUUAUGCAGAAAGCAUUACCACUUGAUGUGUUGUGUGUUUCCCUUUGAAAGGUAGUGACAGAAAUGAUUGCAUAAAAAGUCCGUCUGGUCAAUGUUUACUCAAACUAUGACAUUCGUAGUAAUAUAUACAUACAGAGUUGUAUUCUGCAACAGAUGUUACUUAAAAUAUUUCCUUGCCAUAUAGUGUGUGUUUAAUUUUUUUAUGGAGUUUGUAAGAGAAAAUCACUUUAUCAAAGUUUAUUGU